Molecule: messenger RNA, 766 nt
Organism: Aphanomyces invadans
Lineage: Eukaryota; Oomycota; Saprolegniomycetes; Saprolegniales; Verrucalvaceae
Exons: 2
Coding region: 22-645 (207 amino acids)
Molecular function (GO): S-adenosylmethionine-dependent methyltransferase activity
Source: RefSeq, a predicted model, not a curated record
CCAUUUUCAGAAGGAUCGGAUAUGGCGCAAUACGGCAAGGCAUCGUACUGGGACGAACGAUACACCAAGGAUGCGGAGCAGUUUGACUGGUACCAGCGAUACGCUGGGGUGAAGGACCUCAUGCUCCAGUACCUGAAGAAGACAGACAACGUGCUCAUGUCUGGCGCAGGCAACUCUCGACUGAGCGAAGAGAUGCUCAAUGACGGGUUUCAGACGAUUAUGAACAUUGAUGUCUCGCAAGUUGUCAUCGAUCAAAUGGGCAAAAAGUACGAAGGCCAUGAAGGCAUGCAGUGGCAACAGAUGAACGUUUGUUCACUGUCGUUCUCUGACGAAACAUUCGACAGCGUGGUGGACAAGGGUACGAUGGACUCAAUCUUGUGUGGUGAAGGGUCGACUGCCAACGUCGCCAAGAUGUGCCAAGAAAUCUACCGCGUGCUCAAACCCAAUGGCGUGUUCUUUAUCAUUUCUUAUGGCGUGCCGGACAACCGAUUGAGCUAUCUCGAAAACAACGAACUGCACUGGAAAGUCACGGUCCACACCGUUCCCAAGCCGACGGUUAGCGCCGUCCAAGUUACCGACGCCGCUGACGCUAACGCCGUCCAUUACAUUUACGUGUGCCAAAAAGGCGUCAAGACUGAAGGCUAGGAAAGGUCUACCCACUGCUCGUUGCGCCGGCAGUCCCACAAGUAUUCGACGCUAGCGCAUGCGUCAAUUGAAAUACAGUUAAACCACCAGCAACAAUGUAUCCGAAACAUGCAAAACUACA